AUGUCGGAUACCACGCUGAUACCGCACACCUCGCUGUGGGCAAACAGAAAAUGCCUACUCAUCUGCACCAUCGUUUCUAUUGCGAACAUGCAAUACGGCCUUGACUCAGCGGCCGUCGGUGGUUUACAGGCAAUGCCCGGGUUUCUCGUUGUUUUCGGGUACCCCGACCCCACCAGUCCUGGCGGGUAUGCCAUUGGUGGAACUUUUCAGCAACUCAUCAGUAGCCUGCUGACGCUUGGAUCUUUUCUAUCCUCCCUUACGGCCGGAGUGUUUGCGCAUUUCUACGGCCGCAAAACAGCGCUUUGGACGGCGUGCGUGCUCAAUGCUGUUGCCUGCAUCAUCCAGAUCUCUACCGAGAAUAAAGGGGCCGUGUAUGUUGGACGUCUGAUACUCGGCUUUGCCAAUGGGUUCCUUGUCACCUUUUCCAAUAUUUACACUUCUGAGGCAUCGCCGGCGCAUCUGCGCGCUAUCAUGGUGGCUCUGUUUGCGUACUGGGUGAACAUUGGCAGUAUCGUCGGCGCGGCCAUCACAAACGCGGUCAAAAAUAGGUUGGACAAAGCAUCCUACCAGAUACCCAUCGGAACUUUAUUCAUCGUUCCCGUCUUCCUGUCAGCUGGGCUAUUCUUCGUCCCUGAAUCCCCGCGGUACCUUCUCAAUAAAGGCAAAACGGAACAAGCGCGUAGAGCUCUGGAGACUCUCCGCGGGGACUCAUUAAGCGCAGAGCACCUCGAACUCGAAUGGGCGGAGAUGGUGAAAGGAAUCGAGGAAGAGAAGCGCCUGGCAACCACUGUGGGUGUGCUUGACAUGUUCAGAAACACGGACCUGCGCCGCACGCUCCUCUGUUACGGGAUGAUCGCCUGCCAAACUGCAUCCGGCAUCUGGUUCUUGAUCAGCUACGCCACAUACUUCAUGAUUGUCGGCGGCCUGACGGUUGACGAGGCGUUCAAGUUCUCAGUCAUGAACACUUGCAUUGGCUUCAUCGGGGUCAACGUCGGCAUGUACGCAAUGCGGCACUUGGUUGGACGAAGGACCAUCCUCAUGUUCGGCGCGACGUUUUGCGGCCUCUGCAUGCUGGCCCUGGCGAUUGCCGCAUCGACUGCUACGAGUACGGUAGUCUUGCGCGAUUGCUUGAUUGCCUUCACUGCCCUGUUCUUCUUUGGCUACAACUCUUGCGUGGGCGCAGCAAGCUAUCCUGUUGCCACAGAGCUGGGUGCAAAGUAUGGCUACAUUUGGGCAGCUGCAAACUUCCUUUGCGUGGGGUUUUUCUUCUUCUGCAUGCCCGAACUCAAGGGUCGCACGCUCGAAGAGAUCGACGAGCUUUUCCUGAACAAUGUCUCGGUUUCGAAUUUCCCCAAGUACCGGACAACCAUUGGAGAUGUGGUGGCGCAGGAGGUAAAGGACCACGCUGGACUCUCUGACCAUAAGUCGGGAGGAGCUACUGAGCAUGUGGAACAAGUACAAUGA
Molecule: messenger RNA, 1464 nt
Organism: Lasiodiplodia theobromae
Lineage: Eukaryota; Fungi; Ascomycota; Dothideomycetes; Botryosphaeriales; Botryosphaeriaceae
Product: General substrate transporter
Exons: 5
Coding region: 1-1464 (487 amino acids)
Biological process (GO): transmembrane transport; carbohydrate transport
Cellular component (GO): membrane
Molecular function (GO): carbohydrate:proton symporter activity
Source: RefSeq, a predicted model, not a curated record